Staurois parvus is the source of this 305-nucleotide messenger RNA. The record is from the annotation of a GenBank genome assembly. NCBI's taxonomy places the organism in Eukaryota, Metazoa, Chordata, Amphibia, Anura, Ranidae.
CUUUUGUUUCCAAGGGUGGGAGAGGUCUGAGGUGUGAAUGGUCAUUAACAUAUCUUUUGUUUCCAAGGGUGGGAGAGGUCUGAGGUGUGAAUUGGUCAUUAACAUAUCUUUUGUUUCCAAGGGUGGGAGAGGUCUGAGGUGUGAAUGGUCAUUAACAUAUCUUUUGUUUCCAAGGGUGGGAGAGGUGUGAGGUGUGAAUUGGUCAUUAACAUAUCUUUUGUUUCCAAGGGUGGGAGAGGUCUGAGGUGUGAAUGGUCAUUAACAUAUCUUUUGUUUCCAAGGGUGGGAGAGGUCUGAGGUGUGAA